UAGAACUAAAGAUUUUAUAUAUAAAAGUACUAUCUUAAGAGUUUUUUAUGUCUUUAAAUAAUAUUUCCAAUGCCUCAGAAAAAGACAGCACCUUCAGUAAAAAAAAAUCCUCAGAAAAUUGUGGAAGAUAAAACUUUUGGCCUCAAAAAUAAAAACAAAUCGUCCAAAAUUCAGGCUCAUAUCCGUCAAAUAGAAUCUCAAGCAGCAAACAUUGGAAAAAACAAGAUUACAAAGGAAAAAGAGAUGCAAAAAAAAGAGCAGACAGAAAAAAAGAUAGCAGAAGAGUCUAGAAAGAUGGAGCUUUCGGAGCUAUUUAAGCAACCACCUCAGAAAGUACCGUUUGGUGUGGAUCCAAAAAGUAUUCUUUGUCAAUAUUUUAAACAAGGUUUUUGUGAUAAAGGGAAAAAGUGUAAAUUUAGUCAUAAUCUUGAUGUUGAAAAGAGAUCAGAGAAAAAAGAUAUAUAUACAGAUUCUCGUUUAAUACAUUUGAAUGAAAACAAAUCACUUAUAGAUAAAAAGAAUGAUACUAUUGAUUUAUGGGACGAUGAAAAACUUCAAUCUGUUGUUUUAAGUAAACAUGGAAAUCCAAAGACAACAACGAAUAUUGUUUGCAAAUUCUUUUUAGAGGCAAUAGAAAAGGGUAUUUAUGGAUGGUUCUGGGUUUGUCCAAAUGAUGGAGAUAAUUGUAAAUAUAAGCAUAGGUUUAUUAUUUUAAUAUUUUUCCUGAGACUUAAAUAUAUAAUAGCCUUCCACCUGGAUUUGUUUUCAAAAAUAAGCAAAAAGAUAAAGAAGAAGACGUGAUUACAUUAGAACAAUUUAUUGAAAUAGAAAGACACAAACUUGGACCAAAUUUAACACCAGUAACAUUAGAAACAUUUACAGAAUGGAAGAGAAAGAGAGAUAAAAAGAAAGAACAAGAGGAAAUAGAAAACAGAAAAAAGAAAGAAGCCAAUUUAACAGCUGGACGAACUAUUGGUUUAAGUGGAAGAGAAUUGUUCGAAUAUGACCCUGCUAUGUACGAAGAAGAAGAUGACGAUGACAAAGAAUUGGAUUUAAAUGAAUUUAGAAGAGCUUUAGAUGAUCUAGAAGAUAUAA
This is a messenger RNA of Pneumocystis murina B123, 1095 nucleotides long. RefSeq lists its product as hypothetical. Gene Ontology annotation, biological process: cytoplasmic translation. The transcript is spliced from 6 exons. The record is from RefSeq and is a predicted model, not a curated record. The coding region runs from base 70 to 801 and encodes 243 amino acids. Gene Ontology annotation, molecular function: metal ion binding; mRNA binding. Lineage: Eukaryota; Fungi; Ascomycota; Pneumocystomycetes; Pneumocystales; Pneumocystaceae. Gene Ontology annotation, cellular component: cytosol.